AUGGCAGGAAUAGGACAGCGUUUUACUUCUGCUGACCACUCUGUUCCCUGGAACACUCAAACACAAUAUACUAUGGGGAGGGCUAUGGUGCAUGAUUAUAAUAAACCUGUCACUACGUACGGAAGUAAUUUUACGAAAAGGCCCUUGUUCGGUACUGGUAAUUCAGUGAAUGCUGGAACACCACCUAGUUUCAGUGAUAUUGCAACUCUUUCAACAACUGGUUAUAACUCUAGACCUGGUUCUUCUCAACGAAAUGGUGAAAUUGUCAAUCCGGUACCCAAUGCGUUUCCUGGUCGGACAACAUAUCCAACUGCACUGGAUUCUAGUCUAGAAAAUGGACCAUCAUACUUCUAUGCAUUAAAUUAUAAUGGUAAUCAAACAGGUCCUCCAAGGAAUUUUCUGAAUCUGCCCUUUUCUCUUCCUUGUCCACUGUAA
This is a messenger RNA of Trichobilharzia regenti, 435 nucleotides long. Lineage: Eukaryota; Metazoa; Platyhelminthes; Trematoda; Strigeidida; Schistosomatidae. The record is from the annotation of a GenBank genome assembly.